CGGACAUGGAGUUAUGCAGGGUUCUAAAUUUUUAAACAUGUUACAACAAUGAUUAACUAAAUAUGCAUAAAACUUUAACAAAAAAUAAUAAAGACUAUGGAAUCGAGUGUAAGAAAAUGAUCGAUAUAACGAAAUGGAAGGGGGUUUUAAAGAUCAAACCGUCAAGUUCAAAUCCCAUGACUUCAGGAGUUCAGGUUCAUUCCAGUCGGCAGUCCGUUAAUUGUUCGAGGACGUUUCGAGACGAAGCACUGCUAAGCUCCGAAAUGGUCGGAUCAAACAGCAAUAUUGAAGAUAUCGUCGGAGAGGUGAGUGACAUGGUGAAAGAUACCCUGGAACAGUUGGGAAAAACAUGGCAACAGAUUUACGAUAUGACGGACGAGUGCAGGCAAAAGAAAUUCCAACAGUUUGUUGAAUACACGAAGGAUUUCUUCAAAGAACUCAUACUGUCACAAGAGAAACGAAAAUUGAAGCUGAUAGAGGAAAUUGAAAACAAAAAAGAGGAAUUUAAGCAAUUGGAAAAAGAUCUGAAAACAACAAUAAAUUUAAACAUAGAAGGGUCAAUGCCUCUAAACAAUUAUUACAUGACAUUAGAUAACACAUUAGAUGAAUAUAGAAAAAUCAGAGAUGAAAGAAUAGUGGCUUUCGAAAAACUUCAAAAAGAGGAAGAAAUGCUUUGUAAAAUUUUAGAAGAGGAUCGAGCUGAACCUUUGUCUGGUUUUCCCUCUCAGACCGACCUUGAAGAUAUGGAGCACAGAAUUUUCAACCUUUUACAAGAAAAAUGUGAAAGAGAACAGAUUGUAUCGGAGGCAAAGGUUAGAUUGCAGGAAUGCCUAAACAGUUUAGAAAAAGAGCCAAUGUUACAGUUUGAAAAGGAGAUUAUCGAAGGGAAUUACUUGAUAACUGCAACAAACAUGACCAAAUUGAAAGACUGGGAACACUGCUUGAAAGUAGAAAUAGAAAUGGCACAAGAAAAUAAGAAGCAUUUACUUGCAAAGCUCACUCGACUCUGGGAUAGAAUUAAUGUCAAUAAUGAUUACAGAGUACAAUUUCUUGGCAUCAACUCGGGCAUCGGUAAAUCUACAAUAAAUAAUAUUUUUUCAGAGCUGGAACGUUGUGAUGCUAUAGCAAUGGCUGACAUAAAAACUACAAUUCUAUCUGCAAAAAAAGAACUUGAAGGAUUGUGGGAAAAGAUGAAGUUCUCUGAGAGUCAGAAGUCUGAGUUUCAAGUGUACUCAACGGACAUUUACACGGAUGAGAUCCUCGAGCUCUACGAACUCGAGAUAGAACGGCUCAAGAUGUAUUACAACAAUAAUUUGCCUCUAUAUGAAAUGGUUGAAACUUGGGAAGAGCUAUGGGAAAAGUUGCUCCAGCUUGAAAUCACAGGCAAAGAUAAGUCUAGGCUCAAAAACAGAGGAGGACAACUUCUUAAAGAAGAAAAAGAACGAAAUGCAAUCAAUAAGACGCUUCCACGUGUUUAUGCUGAGCUUGUCACCCUACUCAAAGAGCACAACAGCCGUGAAUCAAAACCUUUCCGGUGGAAUGACUAUGAUCUUCUCCAAAAGAUCACCGACGACUGGAACCAAAAGCUGGAAAACGAAAACAAGAAGCCCAAUAAGAGCGCAAGAAGAUUGGCCCAUAAGAGGGAACUUUUGUCGGCGGACUCCAGUAGUGAAUUGGUGCCAUAUACCGUAAGCUCUAAAUCACCAUCAACUCCUUCACUAGCCUUGUCAAAAAGAUGCAUCAGUUUAAGUACUUUAGCUAGUGGCAAUAAGAAAGAGGAGUCUGAAGACGCGAAGACACCCCGUUUGAGGAGAGUCCUCACCGAAAGCAACAUGAGAACACCGUUGAAAUCUACGCCAUUGAAGCGCCAGUUCCCUACACCUUUCACCACACCAGCAAAACGAGUAUGCAAGAUGCCUCUCCAAUCUGCCACACCCAGUGAGCCAGUCAGGCUUACCAGGAAGGGUACGCCACUCAAGCCGGGCCGCACGCCAAUGAGCUCUAAGCAACCUUCGGCUGCCACACCAUGCACCCCGAUGUCUCUGAGAUUCACACCGGCUAGAAAAUUCAACUUAAAUAUCUGAUAUUUAUAUUUUUUUAAUAUAUUUA
This is a messenger RNA of Cimex lectularius (bed bug), 2109 nucleotides long. Its product is annotated as protein regulator of cytokinesis 1-like. Gene Ontology annotation, cellular component: cytoplasm; mitotic spindle midzone; spindle. Lineage: Eukaryota; Metazoa; Arthropoda; Insecta; Hemiptera; Cimicidae. Gene Ontology annotation, biological process: microtubule cytoskeleton organization; mitotic spindle midzone assembly. The transcript is spliced from 12 exons. The record is from RefSeq and is a predicted model, not a curated record. Gene Ontology annotation, molecular function: microtubule binding. The coding region runs from base 63 to 2084 and encodes 673 amino acids.